AUGAAGUCACUUUUGUGCUUUCUUGUAUUAGUGUGCGCCGCUGUGGCCGUGCCCUUGGAAAAUGUGGAAGAACAAUAUCAACGUUUCGUUCAAGUUCCUGGUGGUGAUGGUGAAAUGCACUUAGUUGAUUUGGAGGAGCAACCAGAUUAUGAAUUACUUCAAGAUAUCGAGAGGAAUCCAGCAAAUAAUCAAUACCUCCUAUUCACUAGGCGUAAUCCAAGAUUAUCUCAGACUCUCAUAAUAAACGAUGCAAAUAGCAUUACCUCAUCCAAUUUCAAUGCGAGAGUUCCAACCGUUGUUGUUGUCCACGGAUGGCUCAGUAACCAGAACACUGACAUAAACCCAGUUAUCAGGAAUGCUUAUCUUGAUAAAUCGGAUGUAAAUGUGAUUGUUAUGGAUUGGAGAAGAUUAGCUAUGUCUACCUAUCCUACUGCUGUUGCUGGAGUUCCGGCGGUGGGACGUGGCCUGGGACAAUUUCUUGCUUUUCUCAACAGAGUAACAGGAGCACCCUUUAACACAAUGCAUCUUGUCGGAUUUAGUUUAGGCGCCCACAUCGUUGGCAAUGCUGGCAGAGAACUUGGAGGCAGAGCUGCACGUGUUACAGGUUUGGAUCCCGCUGGUCCAUUGUGGGGAGCUAACACAAACCGUCUACGACCUACUGAUGGUGUAUAUGUUGAGGCUAUUCACACCAAUGGUGGAUAUAUGGGUCUGGGUAUUCGAUUUGCAGUAGCUAAUGCUGAUUUCUUCCCUAACGGUGGAUAUUUCCAGCCUGGUUGUUACACCAGUGUAUGUAAUCACAAUCGUGCUUGGGAGCUUUUCGCGUCAACCGUUACCAAUAAUCAUCUUGUUGGAAGACAAUGUAGUAAUAUGCUUGAAGUGUCACUUAACACCUGCAGAGGUUCUAAUCUCAACAUGGGCAAUGACAAUUUAACUAAGACAGGUAAUGGCUUGUACCGAUUGAACACCAACCGCAGAUAUCCCUAC
This is a messenger RNA of Brenthis ino (lesser marbled fritillary), 984 nucleotides long. Lineage: Eukaryota; Metazoa; Arthropoda; Insecta; Lepidoptera; Nymphalidae. The record is from the annotation of a GenBank genome assembly.